AUGAUAAUAGAACAAAAAUCAGGAGAUGAAAUAAAAAAAUUAACUGGAAGAAGUAUUAUUUGGUCUCCAAAUGAACUGGGAAUUCCUUAUUUAGGACUUUACGAAGAGCAUGGAAAAAUAGGAGAUGAGGAUUAUUUGAGAUAUGGUGUCAGGUAUAUUGGAAAUAAAGCCAUAAAUGGAAAUAAUGAAAGAAUAAUAAUAGGUGAAAUUUAUGGAGAAUUAUUGAGUUUAGAUAGUUUGGCUUUCAAGAGUAAGGAAUAUGAAUAUACUGAAUUAAAUAGUUCUCUAAAUUGGAUUUGGAAAUAUAAUGGAGUUGUUAUAGAUACAAGAAAUAUUACUGGUAUUCUUGGAUUUAUUCAAAAAACGUGGAAAGAAAGCGAUGAAAGUAACUGCCAUCUAGAGGUUAUUGAUGGUAGAUUAUAUGUUACUUCAAAUCCAAAUGUAUGUAUCUAUCCAGGAGACGAGCUAGUAUUGUCUGUUAAUAACAAUAUGGAUCUAUUGAUUCCUACUAUAGGGGAUGAGGUCAUGAAAUUAAGGAGUAGAAGUCGUAGGCUUGAACAAAAAUUGGAGAGAUUUAAUUGUAAAGAAUCGCCAAAAAGUUGUGAAGCAACAGCUGUGUCAGUUUCUUCCGUAAGUACUGCAGUUACAAAGAAUAAAUCAGGAAUGAAUGAUGAAUAUGAUAAUAGCAACAAUAGUAAUCAUAUUAUUUCUGUUCCCUAUUCUCUAAAUUGUACCAAUGAAUAUUACUGCAAUCUUUGCAAUAGGAGUCAUAACAACACUAGUGUCACUCCUGGUAGUUUUUACUACGGUGAAUUCAGAUUUUCAACAAGAAUCUUUAAAAAUGCUUUGGUUUUUGUUCUAGGAGAAAAAGAAAAUACCCUUAAUUUGACAGAAAAUCAAAUCCACUACUUUGAUCGUUGGAAAAGUACCAGCUGUGAUAGAGAACUUUAUAAUCUUAAUUCUGUUCACAAAAUUAGUUUUAAACCAAAAAAAGGGGUUUCAAUUGAAAGUAUACAAAAUGAAAAUGAGAAUGAUCAAAAUUGCAAUUUACCAAUAGAAAUAUUACUUGUGAAAAAUUAUAUUUCAAAAAACAUUAAUGAAAUGAUAAUCAGCGAGUUCCAACUUGUGAGAGACGAUAUAAGCCACAAUUUUGGAGAUUUAACAAGAAAGUGUUAUAUUUCCCAAUCUGUUCUGCUCUACUACUUCUUUGAAAAAUGGAUGAAUGAAAAAUUUAUUGGAGAAUAUAAAUACUUAAGAAUUCCAAUACCUAUGCUAAUAGAACAACAUAGACAAUUAUUACUGCCAUAUCCAGAAGGUAUUCAGUGGAAUUUGGAGACUUUGUCUUGGAGGUACAACAUUCAAAAAAAUAACAGAAUAUACAAGCAAGAGAUGGGAACUAAUUUUCCAUUGGAAGCUAGUAUUAAUGACCACUUAGCACAGGAACAAGAAUACAUUGGAGUAAGAGUUACUAAUGAAAAUGAUUCAUUUGAACUGUUCAAAAACUACAUAACAAUUUGUUCAAUUAAGUACAAAGGUGUUAACAACUCGAAACAUAAAGAAUUAAACCCUUCAGCGUGCAAUUAUAACUCAAACAGAACUGAUACGAAUAUAGAUUAUCAAUCAAAUUUAAAUGGAAAUAAGAAAAAGAGACAAAAAGAAAUCGAAGAUUUAAAGAAUAAAGAAUACGAAAAUGAAUUAUUUGAAAUAGAAGCUCGAGAUAUUUCCAGAAAAAAUGCGAAUAAUUUCUCUGAUAGCCCAAAAAAUAAUGAUUUGGUUAAUAUUCAUGAAAUCAUUGAUAGAUGCAGUGAGAUUAAAAGUUUAGAUCAUAUCAACAAUACGAACAAGCAAAUACUUACAGCUGUAUCAGAUGAUAUAGGCGUAAUUUCCCAGCAAGUUGAAAUUCUACUCGUUCCUCCUUAUUCUUCAUUUAUAAAAUUUUGUGUAAAAAGGUUAGGUUUCAGUAUUACAUAUAAUAAAAGAAGAGCAUGGUUUUCAGUUAGAUCUAGAGGCGUGUUAGAAGCAUUUAACCUGGCAAUAAAGUGGAUAAAAAAACAGAAAUCGAUGACUCAGAAAAACCAUUCUAAUAAUUUUGUGGAGCAUAUAAAUAAAUAUAAUAUGGAAAAUAUUUCAUCACCAAAUAAUCUUUCAAUAAAUUCAAAAUCUGGGAUUAACGGGAAAAGAUCUUCCCAAAAAAUCAGUAACUAUAUUAACAAUAAUAAUGCACAUUUAACAUUCGUAAAAAUUGAAAAUAACAAUCAUUUUUGUCAAGAUAGUGAUGCAGAUAGCGUAUUAAGUUUAAAUGAACAGGCAAAUCGGCUUAAACCUCUACCAAAAAGAAUUAUCUGGGUUCCUAGUAGAAGAGUAUUUAUUGUUUCUUAUAAACGUUUGGGAGCUAUAAAUCAGAUGAAUACUAAAUCAUUUAAUCCUACGAUUUAUGGUGGUGUGAAGAAAGCAUUAAAACAUGCUUGUAUUUUUCAGUCGCAAACUGAGCAGUGUAAAUAUAGUGGUUUUGGUGAAAGUAGUGGGAUUACAGAGAAAAAUUCAUCAUAUACGAGUAUUCAAGGCAAAAUGGAUAAUUUUGAAGAAAAAAGUAGAAUGGACUCAUCAUUAAAGCCGAUAAAUUACUGGGUAAAGAGCAUAGACUCCAAAGUUUCUCCUGAAAAAGUGACAAAUGCCUAUAGAGAAGCAGUAUCAACGUAUCUUACCCAAUCAACUAGUUUUUCUCAAAGCAAUGCAGCUUUAGUAGGGUUAGAAAAUUAUUGUGAAGCCAAUCUUGAACAGAAUAACGUUAAAUUCUUGUCUGAAACUUCGAAUUUAAAAAGUUCAGAAGAAGAAUGUGCGAAUACUUCUUACGUUGUUGAAAAUAGUUGCAAUAAUAAUGAAAAUAUUGAUGUUUUUGAAAACCAAGUUCAGAUGAAAAUUGAUGAAAGUUAUAUCAAUAACUUUAAUACGGAUUACGUUUACUCGGGAGAAUCAAAUAGAUUAAAAACAUUGAAUGAGAAUUCAUCUCUAAACAAGGGAUUUGAAGCUCAUGAACAUGAAUAUUCACAGAAUAUUGAGUUCAAGCCCUUCAAAAUGUAUCAUGAUCAAGUGUUCUUAAAUAAGGAUUCUAUGUUGAAUUUAAUGAAUAUAGAUGAAGUACUCAAUCUUCACAGUUCGAAUGUUAAUAAUCUACAGAAUGAUUCGACUGACGGACAAACCGUCAUUUUGGAUGAGGAAACAUGUAGUACAGAAAACCUUGUUUGUCAAGAAAGUCUAUGCACUUCAAAUGUAACAGACUACAUGAACUUUUUCGAAGAUUACAAAAUCACAGAGCCACUAAUUUCAAUCAGUGACCCCUAUACAAAUAUAGUGCAGUUAGACGAUCCACCCACUCUUCAUGACCAAUACAUCAAAAUGGUAUCUCCAUAUGACUAUAUUGAUUCUUUUACACUAAUAGAACCAUGA
Molecule: messenger RNA, 3447 nt
Organism: Cryptosporidium ubiquitum
Lineage: Eukaryota; Apicomplexa; Conoidasida; Eucoccidiorida; Cryptosporidiidae
Product: adenosine monophosphate deaminase
Exons: 1
Coding region: 1-3447 (1148 amino acids)
Source: RefSeq, a predicted model, not a curated record